CGCCCCGCGCGCGCGGAGGGGAUGGAACGUUGCUAGAGUUGGCGGGUCUCGCUCCAGGCGGCAGGAGCCUCCCGCUUCGGCCCGCUGCGCUCUUAAGCGGGAAUCCGGGAGGCGGGCAAGUCUGCAAUUAGUGCACAUAUUUUAAAUCCCGGAAUCCGUGGACGCCAUGCACCGGAAACACCUCCAGGAGAUUCCCGACCAGUCGAGCAACGUGGCCACCACCAGCUUCACUUGGGGAUGGGAUUCUAGCAAGACUUCGGAGCUGCUGUCAGGCAUGGGGGUCUCCGCCCUGGAGAAGGAGCGGGUGGACAGUGAGAACAUCCCCCAGGAACUGCUCUCCAACCUGGGCCACCCGCAGGGCUCCCCGAGAAAACGGCUGAAGAGUAAAGGGAAUGACAAGGACUUUGUGAUCAUCCGCAGACCCAAGCUAAAUCGAGAGAACUUCCCAGGUGUUUCCUGGGACUCGCUUCCAGACGAGCUGCUCUUAGGCAUCUUCUCCUGCCUGUGCCUCCCGGAGCUCCUCCACGUGUCCUGCGUCUGUAAGAGGUGGUACCACCUGGCGUUCGACGAGUCCCUGUGGCAGACCCUGGACCUCACCGGCAAAAACCUGCACCCGGAGGUGAUUGGCCGGCUGCUGUCCCGAGGGGUGGUGGCCUUCUGCUGCCCGCGAUCCUUUGUGGACCAACCGUUAGUUGAACAUUUCAGCCCUUUCCGCGUGCAGCACAUGGACCUGUCCAACUCGGUCUUCGAGGUGUCCACCCUGCAGGGCAUCCUGUCCCUGUGCUCCAAGCUGCAGAACCUCAGCCUGGAAGGCCUUCAGCUCUCGGAUCCCAUUGUCAAUAACCUCGCUCAGAACUCAAAUUUAGUGCGACUUAACCUUUCUGGGUGUUCUGGCUUCUCCGAAUCCGCCCUGAAGACUUUGCUGAGUAGCUGUUCCAGGCUGGAUGAGCUGAACCUCUCCUGGUGCUUUGACUUCACUGAGAAGCACGUGCAGGUGGCGGUGGCGCACGUGUCAGAGACGGUCACCCAGCUGAACCUGAGCGGCUACCGCAAGAACCUCCAGCGGUCAGAUUUCUCCACCUUAAUUGGAAGAUGCCCCAAUCUUGUCCACCUAGACUUAAGUGACAGCGUCAUGCUGAACCACGAGUGCUUCCCCGAGUUCUACCAACUCAACUACCUCCAACACCUGUCGCUCAGUCGGUGCUACGAUAUAAUACCUGAGACUUUACUUGAACUUGGAGAAAUUCCCACACUGAAAACACUACAGGUUUUUGGAAUCGUGCCAGACGGUACCCUUCAGCUGUUAAGGGAAGCCCUGCCUCACCUCCAGAUUAACGGUUCCCACUUCACCACCAUCGCCAGGCCGACCGUGGGCCUCAAACUCCACCCGGAGAUCUGGGGCAUCCGCUGCCGACUGACACUGCAAAAGCCCAGCUGUCUGUGAAGUGUGCUUUGCAAGGUGCUGUCUCC
Myotis brandtii (Brandt's bat) is the source of this 1470-nucleotide messenger RNA. RefSeq names its product S-phase kinase-associated protein 2, E3 ubiquitin protein ligase (gene SKP2). The coding region runs from base 167 to 1444 and encodes 425 amino acids. The transcript has 10 exons. Gene Ontology annotation, molecular function: protein binding. The record is from RefSeq and is a predicted model, not a curated record. NCBI's taxonomy places the organism in Eukaryota, Metazoa, Chordata, Mammalia, Chiroptera, Vespertilionidae.